Triplophysa dalaica is the source of this 668-nucleotide messenger RNA. RefSeq names its product mitochondrial ribosomal protein L32 (gene mrpl32). Gene Ontology annotation, molecular function: structural constituent of ribosome. Lineage: Eukaryota; Metazoa; Chordata; Actinopteri; Cypriniformes; Nemacheilidae. Gene Ontology annotation, cellular component: mitochondrial large ribosomal subunit. The record is from RefSeq and is a predicted model, not a curated record. Gene Ontology annotation, biological process: translation. The coding region runs from base 84 to 605 and encodes 173 amino acids. The transcript has 3 exons.
CGCACUGCCCAGUGUUUCGCUCGGCAGUGACCGUGAGAAUGUUUGAUCCGUUCAUGCUGUAAUAAACUCAACAAAACAGCACAAUGUCGUUACCGAGUUUACUUCAGUUAUUCAGACACUCGCUACAGCGACUCGAGCUCAGUUUAGCGCAGGCGGUGGGUUUUGACAGGAGCUUAGGUCCAGCACUGGCAGUGAAUGGUCCCAGCAUUCUCCCUCAAGCCCAUCACAACAGUGAUGAAGAAAGCUCAGAGCCCAGUUUCAUGGACAGCAUCUUCUGGAUGGCAGUUCCAAAAAAGAGAAGAACUAUCGAAGUGAAUCGCUGCAGAAGACGAAACCCAAAUAAAAUGAUAGAAGUCAAAAACAAUAUUGAGCCGUGUCCAGAGUGUGGCAACUUGAAACUAAAGCAUAUUCUGUGUGGAUUCUGCUAUGAAAAGGUCAGGAAGGAGACAGCAAUGAUACGAAAGCAGAUCUCCAUCAUGGAAGGGGCACCUCUCAAUACUCCUGCUGUGGAGUCUGUUGUGUUGUAUGAAAAUGAAACGCCUUCUGAUGACGACAAGAGAAAAGUAGAACGCAGCAGGAAACGUCCAUAUUGGUUCAAGAUGUAAUAUAUGUAAUUGACAUGUUGUUUUGUUAAUAUCAAAAUGUUGAAUAAAUUCAUGAAUUCUUUU